CUUUAAAUGAAACAUUUAACGAGGAACGAAAACAACGGUCAUAGAAUAAUCACUUUUCCUGCAACGGCGCAAAUGUUGAAGAGAGAACAAUGUAACCACACUAAACAUGAUUCUACCUUCUCUCAUUGGAAGAUUCUUGUUGGUCCUUCUGAUUGGGAGGAUUAUUCCAAAGGAAAAGAGGGAUCUACAAGAUACAGAAUUCAUAACCUGCCAGAGAAUCCGGGUCCGGGAGUGUAUGAGCUUGGAGUAGCUGUGUCGACUAGUGGUUUAGGGCGUGAAAUUUACAAGCUUGCAACUCGCGUUGUUGUGGUUUAUCUAGGAAAAGCUGAUAAUGUGAGAACAAGACUUCAAAGUUAUGGUAGAAAUGGAGCUCAUUUGGGUAACGGUUGUUCUUCGUUUGAAUCUUCGGAUCAAUUGGGACAUUCAUUGUUUCAUGAGAUUUUUUUUCAAGGCUUCCCAGUUGUUUAUCGAUGGGCUCCUAUGCAGAACAAAGGAGAUGCAUUGCAAACAGAAUCUCAACUUCUAAGUACAUUUGAUUAUGCAUGGAACACGAUUAAUAACGGCACGCGUCGGCCUGAUGAUAUUCUUCAAAUGCUCAACAAAAUUUCUUCAGGGACAAGAACAUUUUCAGAAGUGGCCAAAUCACUUCUACCCUUCACUCAAAAGAAAGUUGGGAUACAAAUUAAGUCAAGCAGAUUGCCCGUGGUAGAUAACAAAACGGAUGAGGCAGACAAUGGCAGCUACAAUUUCUUAUCUCGCGUGUUCAAAUUCAACCGGUCGCGUCCUAAAAUAGUGGUUCAUGAUACAAGUGAUUUUGCGGUUGAGAAGAAUGGUAAAAUUUGUGGAGUGAUUUUAGACGAUGGUUCUAUUUGUACAAAGACGCCGGUUGAAAAAAGAGUUAGGUGUCACGAACAUAAAGGAAUGAGAGUUAAUAUGGUCAGUACAAAAGGAAUGAGAAGAUCCAAAUCAGAAUCAGAAAGAGUGUUCCCUGCAAAAGAAAUAAGAAGAUCCAAGUCAGAAUCAGAAAAAGUGGGUGAAAGUCUUGUUGCUGAAAGUAUCACCAAAACUGUUGUUAUAUGUGGAAUUGUUUUGGAAGAUGGAUCAAGUUGUAGAAAAGAACCAGUUAAAGGAAGAAAAAGAUGUCAUGAACAUAAAGGGAGGAGAAUUCGUGCAUCUGUUAGUAUAAAUCAGAAAUAAGUGAGGAUGAAUGAAUGUACAAAAUGGUAUGCGGCAUAAACCAGAAAAUGUACUUGUUUAAACUCAUAGUUACACAGAAUUUAUUUAAUAAAAUAUGCUGGCAAUUGUUGUAUCAUAGACAUUGAAAGAGUGUUGUAUUUGUUGUAUUAUUCCCUUGAAGAAGGGUGUAUUUGUUUGUGUAAAAGUGCUUACUUGUUGAAGCAAAUGAGUUAGGUAGAUGAUUAUAGGCACACACAAAAAAUACUCAAAAUAGUGUAUUGAAGUUUAUGAUUUUCUUUGUUAAAUUCAUUCAAUAUUGUUGUGGUUGGUC
Messenger RNA from Vicia villosa (hairy vetch), 1507 nucleotides. Its product is annotated as protein EFFECTOR OF TRANSCRIPTION 2-like. The coding region runs from base 7 to 1197 and encodes 396 amino acids. NCBI's taxonomy places the organism in Eukaryota, Viridiplantae, Streptophyta, Magnoliopsida, Fabales, Fabaceae. The transcript has 3 exons. Gene Ontology annotation, biological process: regulation of DNA-templated transcription. Gene Ontology annotation, molecular function: DNA binding. The record is from RefSeq and is a predicted model, not a curated record.